UGCAGUGUUUUUCUUUUAUCAUCUUUUAUUUAGAUAAUUGUUUAGUAAAUCGUUUGCAGGCAGUAAAAUUAUGGGGAAUAACAGUGGUGUCUCUAUUGUAGGACUUGGAACCUGUGAGAAUGAUCAGUGGUACAGGAAAUUCACAACGGAAUGCCUAUCUGGACAGCUCACCUUUUGCGAAUUCAAACAGUUAUUCGGCCUGAAAAACCUAUCUGAAGCUUCUAAGGCCUAUGUCAUGCGCAUGUUUGAAAUGUUUGAUAUGUAUGACGUAAGAUUACUUUUAUCUCGAUCACUAAUGUUCAUAGUUUAUACAGUGCCUAUAGAACGUCUACACCACCCUUGGAUUUCUUCACAUUUUAUUGUUACAUCUAUCCAUGUCAUCAAUGAAGUAAACUAUGAGAUGUCAUCCGAGGACCUUACCAACAUGAUGUUUGACAAGAUCGAUAUCAAUGGUGAUGGUAAGCUGGGCCUGGAGGAGUUCAUGGAGGGCAUCCAGAACGAUGAGAAGCUGCUGGAGACACUGACCGCGAGUCUGGACCUCAUACAUCAUCAGCAAGAUCCAGGUCGAGAUGAACCUCUAUUGUUGCAGCACAAGAAGAUUUUAUGA
This is a messenger RNA of Oncorhynchus tshawytscha (Chinook salmon), 607 nucleotides long. Its product is annotated as guanylyl cyclase-activating protein 1-like. Gene Ontology annotation, molecular function: calcium ion binding. The coding region runs from base 71 to 607 and encodes 178 amino acids. The record is from RefSeq and is a predicted model, not a curated record. NCBI's taxonomy places the organism in Eukaryota, Metazoa, Chordata, Actinopteri, Salmoniformes, Salmonidae. The transcript has 3 exons.